AUGGAAGGGCUCCGAGCGAUACACACGCACGAGGAACGUUCAGACGAAGACGAAUCAACGCUGUCGUUCGCUCAGGCCGAUGGCAUGCACGACGACUAUUCCGUUAGAACGGAUAAGACUGGACUGGGCUUAAGACACAGCGCAAACAUGGCUGGUGCAGAAAGACGCGCAAGUACCAGCAGUACUAUCAACACCAACACUAACACUAACGCUAACGCUAACGUUAUCACUAACACUAACACCAACACCAACCCCAAUACCUCUGCAGGGUUUGAUUCCGUGCAGGGUCAACAUGACUCGCUCACGUUGGCUCGGUCUGGUUCAGGCUCAUUCGCGUCUCCGCAAGCACCCAGGCACAGACACUCGGGUGGUGUAACCAUGUCACAGGACAGCAGGGACGGCCUCUCCUCGUCAGGUCAUUGGAGCGUGAUGG
This is a messenger RNA of Sphaeroforma arctica JP610, 433 nucleotides long. RefSeq lists its product as hypothetical. The record is from RefSeq and is a predicted model, not a curated record. The transcript has 3 exons. The annotation marks the transcript as partial. Lineage: Eukaryota; Ichthyosporea; Ichthyophonida.